This is a messenger RNA of Pelobates cultripes (western spadefoot toad), 1371 nucleotides long. Lineage: Eukaryota; Metazoa; Chordata; Amphibia; Anura; Pelobatidae. The record is from the annotation of a GenBank genome assembly.
AUGUUCUGUGCUACUUUUAUAGAAGAGACCACCGAACCAGCUCCACUGGAGAAUGCAGCUAUUGAUGCUCACUCGCUGUCUGUAUCGGACACUGAGAGCGUGGAGUCAUCGGCGCCGACUUUAGAUCCUGAAACAGAAAAGACCAUCCAACCAGCUCCAGAAGAGGAUGUGGUUACCGACUCUCCUAUAUUGCUAGUAGCCACUGAGAGCAUGCACCCAUUAACACCCGAUGCUUGUACCAUUACAGAAGAGACCUUCCAACAACCUCUAGUGGAAGCUACAAAAAUUGACAAUGUACCAGUAGUGGACCCAGAGAUUGUGGAGUCAUCACCGCCAGCUAUCAACGCCAUCGCUGCAGAAAUCAUCCAACCACUUCCAGAGGAAGCUAGAAUUAUUGACAAUGCUCCACUGCCAGUAGAGGACUCUGCGAGCAUGGAACCAUCACCACAAGCUAUUGUAAGCUUGCUAGAAAUGACAAUCCAACCAGCUGUAGAAGAGGAUUUAGUUACUGACACUACACCAUUGCCAGUAAAGGACACGGACAGCGUGGAGCCAUGUAUGCCAGCUGUCAAUGAAAUUACAGAAAAGACAAUCCAACCACUUCCAGAGGAGGAUGCAGCUAUUAAUGCUCAUUCACUACCAGUAGAGGACUCUGAGAGCGUGGAGCCAUUGCGGCCAGCUGUCAAAGAUAUGGAAAAGAUAAUCCAACCAGCUCCAGAGGAGGCUGUAGUUAUUGACACGCCUCAAGUGCCAGCAGUGGACAAUGAGAAAGUGGAAUCAUCACCACCAGCUGCUGCUACUGAUAUGGAAAACAACAUCCAAACACCAACAGAGAAAGAUGCAGUUAUUGAUGUUGAUAACAUUGUAGAAGAAACCAUUGAACCACCAAAGGGUUUAGUUUGUGACACUGUUCCAUUGGCAGAAGCAGAUGUCGAAAAGCCAUCAUCAUCAGCUGGGUAUUGAGAUAUUCAUCUUUCUCAUCAAUGCUGUUAACGUAUACUAUGUGUUAUAGGAGCAUUUUGUUUUGGGUCUUUGUUUUUUCAUGAGGGAGGGGACUGUAUGUAAUUUUAAAUAUAUUUAAAAUUGUGUUCUUUUCUUUGCAGUAUUCAGCAAGGAGCUCGGCUGAGCAUUCAGGAUUUUGAUUGUCUCUGUGUGCUGGGAAGAGGAGCAUUUGGAAAGGUGGGCUUUGGGGUAAAUUCCACUUUCAAUAUAAUAGGCGUCUAGAUAAAUAAUAUAUAUAUGUAUUUUACAUUUCAGGUUCUACUUGUUGAGGACAAGCGUACAAAUAUCAAAUUCGCUUUAAAAGCCCAGAAAAAACAAGACAUAACUGGAACUAUAAGAGUACCAAGGUCGGUAAAUGGAGAGUACUAA